AUGAUCGGGCUCGUCUCUCCCGCUCGUUUGCAGAUUGCACCAGUGGCUAGUCAGGGAUGCAGGAGCAAACGCAUUUCUCGAUGGAAUUCCGACAGCUUCUCUAGAUUCGUUGCCAGACCACCUGCCGUUGUUGAGCGUUCGGCUUUCAAAUGUCGUCAGCUGGCAGUGCGAUCAGGGCCGAACGAUGAGGCGUCAGUCACGCCAGAAAAAACGGAGCAGCAGCAACAGACGGAUGUGGAGAAGGAAGAGCUGGCAGCGAGGCUAGCGGCGGCGGAGGCGGAGGCAGCGGCGCUGCGGCUGGAGUUGGAGCAGCGGCGGCUGGAGAAGGCGGACAAUCUGAUCCGCAUGAAGCCCAACAGCGACGUGUACAUCGACGGCACCGGCGCGCGCGAAACCAUCUUCCAAGGACCCGUCGUCACCGGUGGCAAGAAGGGAGCAGCGCGGUCGUGGGGAUUCACGGAGACGGAGCUACUGAGCGCGCAGGCCGGCGGCGAGGGGGACGGCGAGCUGGACGGCAAGGAGAGAGACGGCAUCGUGACGCGGCGGCUGCUCAUUGGUGCCGGCCUCGCUGUGCUCGCACUUCCUGUCGCUCUGUACGACAUUCCGCUCACAGUGGCCCCUCCCACCAAGCCUCUCUUCUUCUACGUCGUGCCACUUGUCCGCCUGCAAUUGGCUCUCCAGGCCAUCGUUUCACAAGCAGACUCGCUUGAUGUUGUGGCUCUGCGAUCACAGCUGCGCUUUGCAGUGGGCACUGUUGACACCGUCAGAGAAAACCUUGUCAGCACCACUGUCCUGCUAGAGGACAAGUCACAGCAGCCAGCAAAGGAGCUUGCAUUCGAGAUUAUAGACUAUCUGCAACAGGCGGAUUACGGUAAUUAUUUCGAGAACAUGGGUGCUCCAAGCCCAUCACAGCAGUUGGAGUUCCUCUCAUUCAGCCUCAAAUCUAUCAAGGUGUGUAUCCCAUACCCUCCCUGCUGA
Messenger RNA from Closterium sp. Naga37s-1, 978 nucleotides. Lineage: Eukaryota; Viridiplantae; Streptophyta; Zygnematophyceae; Desmidiales; Closteriaceae. The record is from the annotation of a GenBank genome assembly.